UUCCUGAGAGUCUCUUCCAGGCGACCUAACGCGAUCGCCGGCUGUUACGUCGAUCGGCUGCUUGACCACUCCGUGUUCUCCUUACGGUGCGCGGUAUCCGUCGAUGAGUUUCACGUUGUCGCGCGCGCGGCCAGUUCGCCGUGCAUCCCGCACGAAGUAUCGGGAAAAGUGAAACGGAAGUGUGUUGGACUUUGUGGUCCCGAAGAGAGAUUUUUCGAGCCGCGAGACGAUCGGACAAUUUAUCGGGCGCGCCGAUAACGCGCCCUUGGGAGGCCAAGGUCUUCAUGAAGCUCUGGGGAGAACGUCGGUGCGCUUGACCGCGCGCGCUCCGUGGGAUUUGCGGAAUUGCGGAGCACGUUAAUUGCUCCGAUUCUGAACACGCCUUACCUGUCUAAUCGGAUCACGAAAUUCAGAGUUUUUACAGACUGUACCUUGCAAGAGAGCCUAAUGCUCGCGGUGGAUAAAGGAAAACGAUGACAGGAUGUCGAGCGUGGAGGAUAAUUUUACUCGUUGUUAUAUGGAAAACGACCGCGAACGCAAACACGAACGUCGAGCAAAUCUAUUCAAAUGACGAAAACAAGAAACCGUUCGAGCCGAACAAAUAUAUUUAUUCCUGGACAGGGCCAAACGCGUUGGCCAGGUCGGCCUUGGUCGAGAGACAGGAAAGACUGCAAUAUAAUUGCGAGCUUGAAAGUAGCGAGGUUGAUAUUGACGCGUUAAAUCCAGAAUCAUUCAGAAAUAUCCUCGUGGAUGAUUUGCAUGAAUUGCUCUAUUGUUAUGUACCAAAGGUGGCUUGCACAAAUUGGAAGCGCGUAUUAAUGAUCGCGACCGGAAAAUGGCCCGGUAACGAUCCUUUAGAAAUACCGGCCGAUCAAGCUCAUUCCCCCGGCACUUUUCAGCGAUUGAACAAUUACACUCUGCCCGAGAUAGAGAAGAAAUUGGCGACGUACGACAAGCUAAUCGUCGUGCGACAUCCUCUGGAGAGGCUUUUAUCGGCCUAUCGGAAUAAAUUGGAGACCAAACAUGAGAAAAGUGCGAAAUAUUUCCAGACUCGCUUCGGCAAAAAAAUCGUCAAGAAAUACAGACCGAACGCGACCGAGGAGUCUUUGAGGAAUGGCGACGACGUGACGUUUCACGAAUUCGUCGAUUUCAUCACCGACGACACCGAGAAUGGAACUCGGAAUGAACAUUGGAGACCGAUAUACGAUCUUUGCCAACCGUGCAUAGUUAAUUACAAUCUCGUAAGCAAGUACGAGAGUUUGGUCGAAGACGCCACGGAAGUUCUCGAACGGAUAGGUGUCACAUCCGUGAAUUUUCCAGCUAGACCUUCAAGCAGCGAGCCAACGUCAAGAAAACUGGAUAGAUAUUACUCUACUCUAAGCUACAAGCAGCUUCGCAAGCUGGCAGAUCUGUACAAAUUAGAUUUAAGGCUGUUUGACUACUCGUUGGAGGAUGUGUUGGGAUUUUCCUUGGCUUAAGGUGCUCGUUAAUAUCAACAGAAGCAAAUGUACAAGUAAACUGUCAUAUCACUAAAGUCUAUGUAAUAUGACAAAACAGGCCAGUUCACGCGUUAGGAUGAAUAAUUAUUGUUAGUAUUUUGUAAAAUGCAAUAAUACAGAAAAGGCUCUGAGGUUUUCUGAAACCUCAGAGCCGAAUAGUAAACUUUUUCAGUUAUUUAUUGAAGAUUUUAUUUUGUAUAGACCAAGCCUCGCACUACCUCGUGUUAUGUACUGUAUUAUAGAAUUUAAAAAAAAUCAAAAUUAUACUCAUAUGAAAAAAACGUGUACACUACAUGGCAUACAUUGUUUUGAUAAAGAAAUUAAAAUUAAAAGAUGCAAAAUAAAUAUUUUAAAAUGUACAUACAAAGAUAUAUUACAAAUGUAAAAUGUACAUGAUUAAAAUGUAAAUUGUUUCAUAAAUUGCGGAAUAUGAAUUGUACGUAUGUUGAAUCUUUCUUCUCAUUUCUUUUACGUACGAAAAGUUACACAUAUUAAAUUACUUAUUUAAAUUAUUACUACAUGUUUAAUUACGCAACAAUAAUUAUCAUAUUUUACGAUUCAUACACAUGCUCGCAGAUACGCCUUAGAACUAUUUAUUUUUAAAGUUAUGGCGUUUUAAAUGUAUAGCGGCGGAGUUCGGUGCCAAGAAUUUAACCCGUUGUGGUCACACCUCCUAAAAAUAACGUAGUGGUCACACGGGGUCUAAUGGACCCCACAACAGUUUCCAUUUGCGUUUUUUUUUUAUGUAUCGACUCAAACCUUGAACUGGAAUUAAUUUAUGACUUCCUCUUGAUAAUCCAAUAAU
This is a messenger RNA of Temnothorax curvispinosus, 2304 nucleotides long. RefSeq names its product carbohydrate sulfotransferase 11-like. The coding region runs from base 474 to 1478 and encodes 334 amino acids. Gene Ontology annotation, cellular component: membrane. The record is from RefSeq and is a predicted model, not a curated record. Lineage: Eukaryota; Metazoa; Arthropoda; Insecta; Hymenoptera; Formicidae. Gene Ontology annotation, molecular function: sulfotransferase activity. The transcript has 5 exons. Gene Ontology annotation, biological process: carbohydrate biosynthetic process.